This is a messenger RNA of Temnothorax curvispinosus, 2464 nucleotides long. RefSeq names its product H/ACA ribonucleoprotein complex non-core subunit NAF1. Gene Ontology annotation, biological process: pseudouridine synthesis; ribosome biogenesis; box H/ACA snoRNP assembly. The transcript has 8 exons. The record is from RefSeq and is a predicted model, not a curated record. Gene Ontology annotation, molecular function: RNA binding. Gene Ontology annotation, cellular component: sno(s)RNA-containing ribonucleoprotein complex. The coding region runs from base 339 to 2279 and encodes 646 amino acids. NCBI's taxonomy places the organism in Eukaryota, Metazoa, Arthropoda, Insecta, Hymenoptera, Formicidae.
CCUACAUCUUUGCGGCCGACAAAAUUAAUAGACACUUUGUAGAAUUUGUUUUGAUGAGAAAAAUAUUAACAACAAUAACAACCAAGUAUUUAAAGCAACAGAAUCUUAAGUUGACAUACAAUUAGUGAAAGAAAUAUUAAAUUAAAAUGGUUCAUUGUUUUUGUCUUUGGUAGCGGAGUAAUUGUAAUACUAACCUAAAAAAGAUUUCGCACGUGGUCGUAUACUAGGAUCAACACGUGACAUUUUCGUUGUACAAAAAAGUAAAAUUUAAUCAGAAACAUAAUUUACAAUAAGCAAGGUAGUCUCGUGUGGAUCAAGCUUGGGAUAAAAUAAAAGUAAUGGAUAUAGAUGCGAAUAAAGUUGUUUGCGAAGAGAUGUCGAUGAACAUGUCAACGUCGGAAGAAAAUAAAAAUAUACUUCCGGAAAAGAUAGAAUUAUUAACGUCGCAUCAAUUGAUGUGCGGUGAAGGAUCGUUAAAAGAAGAAUGUGAGGCAAAGCAGCUAGACGAACAAUCAUCCGAAGAAAAACACGAAGCGAUGUUCUGUGAUGAAAAAUUAGAGAAUGAAAGAGCAGUUAUAAUCGUCAAUGAGAAGGAGAUUCUAAAUAGGGAAAAUAAAUGUGAUAAGCCUAACGUAUUGAUAAUGUUAGAUACAGAGGAGACAGAAAGUACAAUUAAUAGCUGUGUUAUAUCUACUGAUAUUCCAAAUAUCAGUACUCAAUCAACUUCAGAGGAAAACAAUGAGACAAAUGCACUUGCAGAAGUAAGCAUUCGUAAUAAUGAGAUACAAAUAAGCAAUCCAUCACCACAAAAGCAAGAAGAUAGGACGUCUUCUCUCAGUGUUAUUGCUGCAGAAUAUGGAGACACUUCAGAUUCAGAUGUUGAAAAGAUAGAGGCAGAUACUACAACUAAAAAUCAGCACACUAUGCCAGAAAUACAGACACAACAUUUGCAGUGUUAUCGUACAACUGAAGAAAAUUUAUCAUGCGAAGAAAGCGAUAGCGAUGAUGAUUCUGAUAGUAGUGCCGACAGCAGCAGCAGUAGCAGCAGUAGUGAUAGUAGCAGUGACAGUGAUUCAAAUGAUAUUACAAUUAUUGACAAAAAAAAAGGAAGCAAGGCAAACACAGCAAAGAAGGAAAAGCAUACAGAAAAUGAAUUAGAUGAUCUUCCACCAAUAGAAGACUUACAAAUUAGCGUCCCCGAAGUUUUAUGUAAUCCAUUUGGCAAGAUUGAAAAGAUAGUGGAGCAAUUAGUAAUCGUAGAGCCAAAACCUGGUGAGCCUACACUUGAUCUGGAUACAAUUUUAUUCGUGAAUAAAGGAACAAAAGCACUCGGUAAAAUAUUCGAUGUGUAUGGCCCCGUAGCCGAACCACAUUACUGCGUUCGUUUCAAUGACUCUAAGCACAUACAGGACAAUGGCAUUAAAGUUGGCAUGCAAGUUUAUUAUUGCCCAUCGAAUAAAUCGUAUACGUUUUUCGUAUUCCUACAGGAGUUGAGAAAGCUAAAAGCUUGCGACACGGCUGGCGAUGACGAGUCUCCGGAAUUUUCAGACGAUGAAGAAGAACAAGCGUAUUACGAAAAGUUGAAGCAGAAAAAUAACAAAGAUUGUUCUGACGGGAAAACUUCGCAGAAAAAACCACGUCAGACAGAGUCUUCCUAUACAACACCGGCCUGGCAAUCGAAUCACCCGUGGAACAGGAAUAGAAAUGUUCGACCUCAGAGAUACAAUCAGAGGAGACAGCGAAACUGGAGUGGUGGCAAUCGUUUUAAUUCUGCACGAACUCCUGGACCAUACCCCUAUCAAGAAUCUUGGCAACAAUAUCCGUAUCAAAAUAAUGCUCCUUGGCAGCCAGGUCCACAGAACAUGCCUCCGAUGUCUAACAGAUCGUAUGCAGGAUACGGAACAUAUAACGCGCCACAUUUGGCACAGGACGGUAAUUUGAGCAACACGGACGGUAUAAACCAAUAUUAUCAAGGUACCUAUCAGAAUUUCCCAAGUUACAAUAUACAAAACAAUUUCCAAAGUAACGGUGUACAAGAUCAAUAUUAUGAAGUCUCUUUUGGUGCUCCUCCGAGAUUUAAUCUUGCAUCUCCACCCGUAGAGAUGAAUUGCCAUCAAUUCUCCAAUACGCCAUAUCCGUACAUGAAUAUGCCUUCUUAUCCGACUCAUGUGCAAUCGUCACUGCAAAUGGCAAAUGCUAAUGCAUGUUGGCCUCCACCAGCUCCUCCAUCAUUAGAUACGCCAAGUACGACGAUUGAAGAUCCAAAUUCGUCUACAUGACUUUAUUCCUUCUUUUACGAAUAUAUUUUAUAUUUUCAUAUCGAAAACAUUUUUCAUCUCCAAUAUCAUGUAAUUUAUAAUAGGAUUAUAAAACAAAUAUACUUGUGUGUAAGUAGUAUUUUCUGAUCUCAUUUUUUUAUGUAUAUUACAUAUAAGAAUGUAAUAAAUGAUUUAUGAAAUAAUUA